Molecule: messenger RNA, 3027 nt
Organism: Cyanistes caeruleus (blue tit)
Lineage: Eukaryota; Metazoa; Chordata; Aves; Passeriformes; Paridae
Source: RefSeq, a predicted model, not a curated record
GGGAAGCAGGAGCUGUGAAACCCCUGUGCUUGCUUCUCUUGGCAUUACUGACCUCCAGCUGUGUGGUCAUGUCUGCCACCCGUGCUAUGGCUGAGGAGCUCGGGUACAAACACACUUGGAAAAUCAGUCUAGAUACCACAUCCAGCAGAGCCAGAGGCACCAGGUGAAGCAGUACCUGACCCUUGACACCAAGCUGUCCAGCCAGACACUCUCCCUGUCCCACUCUCACACAAUCCAGCCGGUGGGAGUGAGCUCCAUUCUCCGGAACGCACACAUGCCUCCAGUGAGCAGCACUGGCGCUCCAGAAAGCCCUGUCACCAAGCUGCUGGCCCUGGGAGGCGAACACCAAAAUGCGAUGGAAGAAGUUAUUGAAGACAUAAUCAAUAUGGAAUCAAAUUUUAAUGAUGAAGUGAUAGGUUGUUCUGAAACUCCUUUACUAAUGCAAAGAACUCUAUCUAGCAGCAUUUUGGAUAUAUAUAACAGUGACCAGGGAAUGGCACCAGCUAAUAUGGGUCUCACAAAUGCUUCUUGCCCAGCUAAUCUACCAGUAAAAAGGGAGCUCACAGCAGAUACAAGAGCAAUGGCAAAGGAGAGACAAAAAAAGGAUAACCACAAUCUCAUUGAGAGAAGAAGAAGGUAUAAUAUUAAUUACCGAAUCAAGGAGCUUGGCACACUCAUCCCCAAGUCUAAUGAUCCUGAUAUGCGCUGGAACAAAGGAACUAUUUUAAAAGCAUCGGUAGAGUACAUCAAGUGGCUACAAAAAGAACAACAGAGAGCCAGAGAAUUAGAACACAGGCAGAAGAAAUUAGAGCAUGCUAACAGAAGACUUCUACUCCGAGUUCAGGAACUGGAGAUCCAGGCACGUGCACACGGCCUUCCAGUCAUGUCUUCGCUCAGUGCUGUGGAUUUAGCUGCACAGGUCAUCAAGCAACAAUCUUACCCAGAGGAGAACUCUGUAGACUAUUCACAGCCAAUGCCUCUGGUACAUGGACAAAAUUCUGAUGUCUGCGAUGGAUCCACAGCCUUUUCUGAUCCACUUUCACACUUCACAGAUCUGUCCUUCAGCGCAGCUUUAAAAGAAGAACAACGACUAGAGGAAAUUUUAUUGGAUGACACAGUGUCACCAUUUGGAACAGACCCACUCUUGUCCUCCACAUCUCCAGCUGCAUCAAAAGAGAGCAGCAGAAGAAGCAGCUUUAGCACAGAUGAUGGAGAUGAUUUAUAAAAGCAGAAAGGGUCUCAUACUUCUCUAAACCAUGUGUUAAAAGACUGAGUUGAACAUAAGCAUGGUGUUUGCUCUUAUUUUAAAUACCUAUAAGGAGAGACACUGUAAAAAUCAAUUACUACAUGACAAGGGUUUCAAUCAGCCCUUACUUCACAAGAAAAUAAGAUGGACAUGAACUCACAUCGCUCUGCCCCAAAUUCACCCUCUGUUCACAGCUGACAUUUGCAUAAAUCUCUCUUCACUGGGAAUAUUUUUACUAUCACUUCGUGACUUUUUAUAGUACUACAAAAAUCAUUACCACAAAAGGUAUAUCCGUGUUGCAAAACUGUAUUCAAACUCUUUUCAAUCUUCUUAUACUUUUCUCUGCUACAAAUAUGAGUUUUAGUAAUUUGUUAAUUUCUUUACUUUUUUGGUAACUAAAAAAUCUACAAAAUGUGAAGCAACAGAGAACUAUUUAAGCUGGAAACUGUGGAGUUGUUACAGGUUUUAAAAUCUAAAAAAGUCAAAUGGUAAUGCUUUCACACAAGUGAGCAUGAAGUUUAAACUGUGUGGUCUUCUUUUUAAAAGGAGAAAGUCCAUUAAGCUUUCCAUGGAAUUCCAUUAGUUUUUCUGAUUUCGUUUGUAGAAAAAGAACAUUUUUUUAUGGAAGCUAACAUAAUGACAGUGAUUCAAAUGAACUCAGACAGAAAAAGACAGCAUUGCAGCAGAAAGUCUGUGUGGAUAUACAAGACAGUAUAGACACUCCAUGUUACAGUUAGCACAAUUUAAAACAACCACUUCUUGUGACAGUGCUAUGUCAGCUACUUAUUCUAAGAAUAUUCAAACUGUGUCCUUUUUUAUGUGGAAGAAAUUGGAAUUCAGAUACAACACUGGGCUGUUGGGUGGCACUUUCAGUGUUCUUUGACAUCACAUUGAGGCUUUUCCAAAGGGACUCUAUCCAUACACGUGCUUUUGAUCCAUUUGGAAGCAGAAGAAAAUGACAAUAUUCCGAUUGCAUAGACCAUAAACAACAGAAUUGAAUUUCAUAUUUGGCUUUGGACUCCCUGAAGAAAAGCUGGAAAGGAAGAUUCAUCAAACUGAAGGGAAUAUUCAAAAACACUGAUGUGAUGCACUAGCUCUCAUAACCAGCUUGCUAGGAGGGGGCAUUCAGAAAACUCACUCCUAUACACAGUGAAAUUCUGGAGAGCAAUGUACGUUCCUGAAGAACAUUAAAUGAAAUAAUUCCAACUGUAAUAUUAAAACAUGGGAAAAUAAACUGGAACAGGUUCUUCAUAACUCUUCCUCAAUCAAAACCAAAAAUCAUAUUAGGGGAUUGUUAUGGUUUAACCCCAGGCAGAAACCAAGCCUCACUCAGCCAUUUGGUCACCGCCCAGCCAGAGUGAUUAGGGAGAGAAUUGGAAGGGUAAAACCUGGAAGGCUCUUGGGUUGAGAUAAAGACAAUAAUAAGGAAGACAAAAGCUGUGCACAAAAGUGAAGCAAAACAAGGCAUUAAGUCGCUGCCUCCCAGGGGCAGGCAGCUGUUCAGCCAUCUCCAAGAGAGCAGAGCCCCAUCACAUGUAAAGGUGACUUGGAAAGUCAAAUGCCAUCACUCCAAAAUCUCCACCCCCUCCCCCUUUUUCCCCCCACUUUAUAUAUUGAGCAUGAUUUGAUGUGGUGUGGAAUAUCCCUUGGUCAGUUUGGGUCACCUGUUCUGGCUGUGUCUCCUCCCAACCUCCCAUGCACCCUCAGCUCCACUGCCAGUGUGUCAGUAUGAAUGCAGAAAAGGCCUUGGCUCUGUGAAAGCCCUGAUCAGCAACAACAAA